Closterium sp. Yama58-4 is the source of this 423-nucleotide messenger RNA. The record is from the annotation of a GenBank genome assembly. NCBI's taxonomy places the organism in Eukaryota, Viridiplantae, Streptophyta, Zygnematophyceae, Desmidiales, Closteriaceae.
AUGCCAGCAAUGGCUCCGCUGGAUAAACAGCCUCCAGUUUGGGAGAGAGAGGCUGUAGGCUCACUGGGAGAUGACGUUGGAGGAGGUGGAGAGGGGUUUGGCACUGGCGAUGGGGAGGGUGUUGGCACUGGCGACGGGGAGGGUGUUGGCACUGGCGAUGGGGAGGGUGUUGGCACUGGCGACGGGGAGGGUGUUGGCACUGGCGACGGGGAGGGUGUUGGCACUGGCGACGGGGAGGGUGUUGGCACUGGCGACGGGGAGGGUGUUGGCACUGGCGACGGGGAGGGUGUUGGCACUGGCGACGGGGAGGGUGUUGGCACUGGCGACGGGGAGGGUGUUGGCACUGGCGAUGGGGAGGGUGUUGGCACUGGCGACGGGGAGGGUUUCGGCACUGACGAUGGAGAGGGUACAGUUAUGGGGUAG